This is a messenger RNA of Nerophis ophidion (straightnose pipefish), 3768 nucleotides long. It is a transcript of the gene ppfibp2a, whose product is annotated as PPFIA binding protein 2a. The transcript is spliced from 22 exons. Gene Ontology annotation, cellular component: presynaptic active zone. Gene Ontology annotation, molecular function: protein binding. The record is from RefSeq and is a predicted model, not a curated record. Gene Ontology annotation, biological process: neuromuscular junction development. Bases 465 to 3083 code for a protein of 872 amino acids. NCBI's taxonomy places the organism in Eukaryota, Metazoa, Chordata, Actinopteri, Syngnathiformes, Syngnathidae.
CUUUGCUCGACACCACAUCUGAGAAGCAUGUGCAGCAGGGAGCUCCCCCCGAGCCCCUGUCGUUCUUUAAGACCAAGGAGGUACUUCAGCCUCAGUGGCAGAGAGCAACGGAGGGACCGCAGGAAGCACAGAGGAAGAUGAGCUCGGCCAAAUUGGACUUUCUGUGCAUAUUGGAGUGGUGUUGAGAAAGAGAAAAAGAGGUAGGGGAAGAAAAAAGGGAGUCAAGCUUGGCAUCAUUUGAGUUAUUCAGCUCAGCUUGAAAAAGUCUGCCUGGACUCAGAAACCACACAGGGCCUCUCGACACUGUCAACAACUGCAGCGUGGAUGGUCUGCGAGACCAAUCCAGAAGUGCUAGGAUUUAUACCUGUUGACACUGGACUCUGUCACACUCCUGGCUCCAUGCAGCAUUGCACGUCGAUUGUACCCAGCAUUAAGAGCUAGGGCUGAAACAAUGGGCCUGCACAAUGGAGAAUGACAUUGACUUCUACAAACACUUUGCUUGGCUUAGAAAGGUAAACCACCAGUCUUCAGACCGCAGUGAGUCCUACCAGGAGCGUUUAUCACGUCUGGAGGGAGACAAAGAAUCUCUCAUUCUGCAGGUUGGUGUGCUGACAGACCAGGUAGAGGCUCAGGAAGUAAAAAUCAGCGACCUGCAGAGUUCAGUGGUGAAGCAUCGACUCAAACUCAACGCCACAGAGGAGAUGCUGCAACAGGAACUAGUACAUAGGACGUCACUGGAGAAACAGAAGCUGAGUCUCAUGGGGGAGGUGUCCUACCUGAAACUGAAGCUGUCAGACAUGGAGGAGAAACCAGGCCAAGGGACAGAGAGGCAGCACAAAGCAGAGAGCGUUGUCAAUUUCAUUAGUGAGCUGCAGGAGCAGAUGUGCAGGUUUCAGAAGGAGAUCAAUAGCAAGAUCCAGGAGAAAAAAGCCUCUGAGAUCCCAGCUGACAGCGGCACACCAGCGCCCUGCCCCGCUACCUCCAGGUCUCCUGAGGACUCGCACGCCAGCCACUCAUGUAACGCAGCUACAGAGGUGAAGACUAAACUAGAAGAAGAGAAACCUGCAGACGGACUUGAUGAGAAUAGCCCAGAUGCAGAGCAGCUGCGAUGCGAUGGAGGAGAAAGUGCUUUGCUGAGGGAGCUCAAGAGUCUCAAGGGCAAGGUGGAACGUCUGGAAGAUGAGAAGAUAGAGUAUGAGAAAAGACUGAAAGCCACCAAGGUGGAGAUCAGCGGCCUUCAACAGCGUCUCCUUAGUAAGGACGCGGAGAUUGAGAGCUUGCACACUCAGCUGCUGGCGAGACCACCACUCUCCACUGAGUGCUCUGAGAGAGACGAAGAGCUGCAAAGGCUUAAGAGUGACAUUAAAUCCUUGGAAGCGGCUCAUGAUGAAAAGGACCGGCGGCUUGAAGAGCUCACUUUGCUCUUAAACCAGUGCAGGCAAUUCAGAGAUCUACCGCACAACACCAGGCAAGCUCCACCUGCUGGCCGUUCACUGUCCAACGGAGGGACACAUUCCAGCAGCAGUGAGGAAGAGGAGCAGGGCCAGAGAAGGAAUGCUGACUCAGCCAGUGCAAAGUCUGAAGAUGUCACGUCUGAUGUUUCCACAAGCAGCGCUUUCUUUUAUCAAACAUCACCUGCCUCUCAGAAGGACAAUGACUGCAGACAGGAGACACACACAUCAUCGAGUAGCAUGAAUGAUUUACCAGACGGCCAGAAACAGAAGAGAGACAGCAGGAGUCCUAUGCUGCCGGCUCGUUCGUCUCCCACUGACAGCAGCACUGAGCGGUCGCCAGAUGACAGUGAAGAUGGAGACUUCAGCCAAUUGAAGUCGGAGAAAGUGAACAACGGCACUGGGACAAACUCACCACCAGGCCAGAGAACCGUGGGCUCACCAGACUAUAUUAAGACUAACCGGAGCCUCAGGAGGCUGUGGGGGAAACUUCGAAGAACACAUUCUGGAGGAACACAAGCAUCGGACUCAGAUGCUGGACCUUUCACAAGAGGGGGUUUCCGUGCCACAGCAGGAGCCAGACUGACUCGCACUCCUGAGUCUCAAAACUCUGUAUGUGAUAUGAAUCUGCCAUUCAGCCAGUGGAGUAGGGAUCAAGUGUGCAGCUGGUUGGAGGAUUAUGGACUGGGCCAGUAUUGCAACCUGACUAGGCAGUGGGUUGAAAGUGGACAGACACUAAUUGCUGCCACGCCUCAGGAUCUGGAGAAGGAGAUGGGAAUGAAGCAUCCUCUGCACAGGAAGAAACUGCAGUUGGCGUUGAGGGCAUUUACCAAUAAAGUAGCGGAGAAGUCAGCAUCCCUGGACCACAUCUGGGUUACCCGUUGGCUGGAUGAUAUUGGCUUGCCUCAGUAUAAAGACCAGUUCCAUGAAGCUCGUGUAGACGGCCGCAUGAUACAAUACCUUACUGUGAAUGACCUCUUGAGCCUAAAGGUGACCAGUCAGCUUCAUCAUCUUAGUAUUAAAUGUGCCAUCCACGUCCUCCACGCUAACAAGUUCAACCCCCACUACCUACGCCGCAGACCGGGGGAAGAGAAGCAGCCUUCUCCCUCAGAGGUGGUGCAGUGGUCAAACCACCGUGUGAUGGAGUGGCUUCGAGCUGUUGAUCUUGCAGAGUAUGCACCUAACCUUCGGGGAAGUGGUGUCCAUGGUGGACUGAUUAUCCUGGAGCCUCGCUUCAGCCCAGAGACGUUGGCCCUGCUGCUAAAUAUUCCUCCACAGAAGACUUUGCUGCGACGCCACCUGGCCAUGGCGUUCGCUACUCUGGUGGGGGCUCAGGCCACGCAGGAGAAGAGAGAGUACGGCAACGCUACAGGCCACAUGCCCCUCACUACCACAGCGAAAGUGAAGCCCAAGAAACUCGGCUUCACCCAGUUCAGCCACCUCAGGAAAAGGAAACCUGACGAGUCAGCAGACUACAUCUGCCCAAUAGAGGGAGGAGCUCUUAGCUUCAAAGGAGUUUCUCGUCUGCCCUCCGCAGCUCUCCGGGACAUCAGCCCCAACUUGGACAGACAGCCCAAAAAGCAGGAGCAGAGCGAGGGAAACACGUGGCUGACCCCCACUAACAGCCACUAAAAAUGAAAACAUGCGCUCUAAAAGAGCUUUUUGAUGAUGUUGUGGAAUCCAAAAAUUGUAUUUAUGACUUCCGUCGUUUUUGAAGAAGUGAUGAAAGUGUGAUUUGUUGAAGGGGAUGUUUGCAACCUUUACGCCGCCGCCUCGAGGGCGCUAACUUUCUAAAGUGUUGUAAGCAUUAUAUCCUGCCCUUGUAGACUCUAAGCAUGUAAACUACGGCCCACAUAAGUUGUGUCGAUGCUUUUAUGUACACUAUGUGCACGCGCUGCGGGCGUGUACGUGCAUGAGACAGCGUUGGUUAAUAGGUGAUAUUUUUGUUGUAUUUUUUAUUUUGAAUUUUUUUUACUUUGAGCAGGUUGCAGGCAGCCCCUUUAAGUGAAAGCUGCUCUUUGCAUUCCUUUUGCAGUUAUUCCAAGGCUUUCCUUUUGCCACUUUGUAGGAGUGCAUCUGUAGGAUCCACAGUAUAUCUACAGAGAUGAAAUGGUGCUCUUUUAUGAUACAGCAGCGGAUUCAACACAACACUUUAGCAUAAUGACAGUCACUUUUUUUUAAUCACAUUGUUACACAAUCAACUUUUUAAUUCUCGCAGUUUCAAAGGUCUUGCCCAAAUCACAUAGAUAUCCUUACCUCAUGUACUGUACCUUCUUCUUAUAUUUACUGCUGUAAAUAAUAAAUUAUUGCAAUCCUG